CGUCAAUCAUCUUGUAUGACUACAUAGAUACCGGAAGUUGCUAAAUGUUAGCAAUAAAAACAGGAUUGUAACUUAUUUCAAAGUAAAUAGCAAACUCGCCGGGAAUAUAGAGAUUUUAUUUUACAGAGGCAGUUUAGUGUCAUUAGACCACCUACAUGCAUGUUUUGGGGGAAAUGGGUAGAAACCAGUGCAAACCCACAUGGAAACAGGAAGAACAUGUGAGACUGCACACGGUAACCAGAGGGACCGCCACAGGACUAUCAGUGGUCUGGUAUUAUUGCAGAAAUCCAAAUGUAGGUUUAGGAGACCAGACCACAGUGGCAAGCAAAAAUGAUCCUAGCAAGGCAAGAUGAGGAAGAAACCUGUAGAGGAACCAGACUCAAAAAGGAACUAAUCUUCUUUGGAGCAACACCCGGUAGUGGGAUUGUUAAUGAUUAGUCUUUACAGUUACACCAUACUGUAAAGUCAAACACAACUUAUCACAGAAACACAGCUUGGGCCUGAAUGUGCAGGGACAAGAUGGAGGUUCCCUCGUAUCACUCCAAGCUGUUAUGUGAGCUGAAUGAACAGCGUAAGAGGGAUUUCUUCUGUGACUGCAGCGUCGUCGUGGAGGGCCGUGUGUUCAAGGCGCACAGAAACAUCCUGUUUGCCAGCAGCGGAUAUUUCCGGGCUCUGCUUGUGCAUUACUUGCAGGAUAGCAGCCACAGGCACAGCACAGCUUCUCUGGACAUCGUCACAGCAGAUGCCUUUUCACUCAUCCUGGACUUUCUGUACUCUGGUCGUCUAGACCUGCGCACUGAUAACGUGAUUGAGAUCAUGUCUGCUGCCAGCUACCUGCAGAUGACUGAUGUGGUGAACUUUUGCAAAGGCUACAUCAAAUCAUCAUUGGAGAUCUGUAACAGGGAGAAGGAGAAGCAGAAAGAAAUGGGCCGAGAGAGAGAAGGACCUGCUGAUAGCGGGACGCCUGCAUCAGUCUCAAGUGUUCCUGCAGCGUCCACUUCCCAAGCAGACAGAGGAACCCCGCAGAGCAUGGAGAUGCCCACGUCUGUUGAGGCGUCCUCCGAUAUUCCCUCCACACCAGCUGCUACCAGCAGCAAAGACUCAGAGAGCGAGAGCUCACAGGGAGGCUUCUCCAGCCAGCCAGCCACCAAUGCUGCUGUUAAAAGCAACCCAGCGCAAGACGUAAUCAACCCAUCAUCUUCAGGGAUGCUUAUCGUGCCAGUGCACACAAAAAUUAAAUUUGACCCCGAUGAAGAAGGUGAGUGUUCACUUGAAGCCAAGGACAUGGACCUGUACGAAAACCCGAACAACGGUGAAGACAGAAUUCUCAGCUCAAGUCCUGCAACAAGCAGUGAGCCAACAUCCCUGCCUCCAUACCCCAAUUAUCAGAUGAAGCAGUAUGUAGAUGUGCUGCUACGUGGAGGAACCAGCUCUCAUCGAGAAGAGCUCGUUUCUCACUUUGGCCACGGUAUGGGAAGCAGUAAUAUGAUGGGUCGAGUAGAUGAAGGACUAGGUCAUGGAGGAUCCUGCAGUAUGGAGAUCCAAAAUGACUGGUAUGUGGAGGAUGCAGUUUUCUACUCAGGGAGGCUGCAUAAGUGUCCGUUCUGCCCAUAUACAACCAAACAGAAGGGCAUUCUGAAGAGGCACAUCCGCUGUCACACUGGGGAGAGGCCGUACCCGUGUGAGAUCUGCGGAAAGCGUUUCACUCGACAGGAGCAUCUGCGCACACACGCUGUUACUGUCCAUCGUGCAACCUGGCCCAUCGUGUGUAAGGGCUGCCGGCGUGUCUUCUCUGGGGCCGUAUCUCAGGGUCUAAAGCGCUUCGGCCUUUGUGAUAAUUGUACUUGCGUCACUACAACUAACGAGGACUCUCCUUCCAUGAACCUGAGCAGUCAGUCUGUGGGUGGGGAACAGGCCACGACAGACUCUGAUUGGCCCAUCUUCAUGGUGGAUGGGGACGAGGAACCCAGUGCAGGUGCUGGGGAAGUAGAUGAUAAGAAGGACCUUCAUAGGCAGCUUGCAGAGGGAGGAAGUCUCCUGUAGGCCUUGAAAAACAUACUGAGGUUUCUGAUGGCUUCUUCUUUCAUUCACUUUGCUAAAGGUUUAGUAAACAGACCAAGAGGUCAAGGCUUGGGAAGACGGACGUUACAGAGAACCUGCUGAUACACACUACAGCAAGAAUAAGCGUAUCAACAGAUCCUGAUUUUCAUUGUUCUGGGGGAAACAUCUUGUUUGGCCUAAUGCCAAUUAGUGAGAGUACUUAAAGUUAGUACUGAUCUGUAAUCAUGUUUACGGGUAUGCAGUCUUUAAGAACCAAACUUCCACACCUUGUCUGGAAUCGAUUAUAAAUGGUUAAUACGAUUUAGUAAAUAUCAAAUGACAACUUUGGUACAUCAGUAAGUGUUUGAUGUUUGAUAAUGCCAUUAACAUGGACAUCUUAAAGUUGCGCAUAUUUAGAGAUUGUCUAAAGUGAUCAUACAUAUACACCCAAUCAUAAGAGAAUCUUAAUUACUAUAACACUAGACAAGUUCUAUGGCUAUUUCUACCUACAUGUAGGUUAUUUCUGAGACUGAAAUACUGACUGGCUGGAGAGAUACAGCAUAAUAAAUUUCAUUAUAACAAAAAGCAUUUCAUAAAAAUUGUGUUGGGGCCCCAGGGCUCCUUAAAGCAUAGCUAGGAGGUCAACAACUUUUGUUUUAUUACACCUCACCAUGGUCAAAGUUAUUGAGCCUAUAAAUAAUGCUGAAUGGAAUCUAAUGAUAAAAUUGUGAUAAAAAUAUUCUAUUGGUGGACAUAAAAACAUCAUUAAAUAGUAUAAAUGUGGCAAUUUAUUAUUAUUAUUAUUGAUCAGAUUUAUCUGUGCUGAGGUUAUUAUUAUUAUUAUUUUUCAGGUAUCCUUGACUAUAAAAGGUUUUGUGAACAAAACAUUUCUCUUUGAAAAUGAAAAUGUGAGAUUAUUAAAUUUGGCUAGAUCAUAUGAGGCAAGUGUUCAAUAUUUUUCUAAUUUAAAUUGUUUAUCUUGCUUAUGGGGUUUAAAUAAUCAUGAAAAAAUUGCUCAAUUUAUAAAUCACAAUUGUUUAUCAUAAUAAUUUAAAUAAUUUAAGCAGAAAUCUUUGCACUUUAUCAGUUAAAAUAAACAGAAAACUGUCUAUCCAUAUUGCUUUAAAUAUUUCUUUCAAUUGUAUACAUUUUUUAAUCAACAUAAAACAUAAUCCUGGUAAUAUUAAUAUAACUUUUUUUUUUUUUUUAAGUACUAUUAAACUGAAAGAGAUGUAACAAGGUACCAGAGUUUGUAAUCAUGGCUGUCUCAGAUCUGCCCUGAUUUUGUCUAGUGCUCUUUAGAUUUGUGUGUGAAUGAAAUCGCUGCGUUUGAAACGAGUCUUGUGAAAUCUGUCUGAACGUGUUGUGGCUGACAGUUAAAUCACACACCACACUCAGUCUUUAGUCUGAUGUCUUGUACAGCCCUAUUCUGCUGGAUUUUUCUACAGUGCAAAUCGUGAUGAGUGUUUCAGUCAUUAAGAGUUUUGUGCAGCAUUUACAGCAGCCUUUAAUGACAUUUGGGACCUGAACUGUUACUGCGUCAAUCAUAAAACCCACAUUUAUGGGUCAAUGUUAAAGCAGGGAAGCAAUGUUUGACCAAAGUGCAAAUGUUUUCUCACUUUUAAUUUUUAUUUAUGUUUGUAUGUAACUUUUGCUCACCUGUGAACACGAAAGGUUGCAGCUUUAUAUGAAAUAACAUGCAAUGAAAAUAAAUGCUGUAUUACUGUAAUACUGA
Messenger RNA from Tachysurus vachellii, 3775 nucleotides. It is a transcript of the gene zbtb8b, whose product is annotated as zinc finger and BTB domain containing 8B. Gene Ontology annotation, molecular function: DNA-binding transcription factor activity, RNA polymerase II-specific; protein binding; RNA polymerase II cis-regulatory region sequence-specific DNA binding. The record is from RefSeq and is a predicted model, not a curated record. Lineage: Eukaryota; Metazoa; Chordata; Actinopteri; Siluriformes; Bagridae. Bases 505 to 2043 code for a protein of 512 amino acids. Gene Ontology annotation, biological process: regulation of transcription by RNA polymerase II. The transcript has 6 exons.